CUACCUGUUCUGCAUCUGCCUUCAAACAAAGAACAGAAAAGAAGAAACCAUGGCCUACAUUCGACUGUCAUGCAGCCUGGCUUUCCUGAGCCUUGUCCUAGUCAUCUGCGAGGUUGGUGCUGCUCCGAGAUCUGAUCUUCGGCUUCAAAGACUCCUACAGAGAGCAGCCGCCACAGGAAUGGGAAGAGAGGCACUGACCAGAUUCACCCUGGAAGACAUUAUAAGUCAGCUGGGCCAGUCUGAAAGUGAGCUAACAGAGUCUGAAGUUCCCGCUGAUAACGAAGUUCACCUUGACCUUGAGAGAUCCACUGAAAGUGGAGCCAACCAGUUGCCACCUCGGGAGCGCAAAGCUGGGUGCAAGAAUUUCUACUGGAAGACUUUCACAUCAUGUUAAAUAGACUUUCUGAGUAGAAGCCAACAAUGUGUGUAUUGUUUUGUGCUAUCAGCUCCAAUGUAAUUACACAGUGUGUUAAUAAAGAGU
Molecule: messenger RNA, 481 nt
Organism: Polypterus senegalus (gray bichir)
Lineage: Eukaryota; Metazoa; Chordata; Cladistia; Polypteriformes; Polypteridae
Product: somatostatin-1A-like
Exons: 2
Coding region: 50-394 (114 amino acids)
Biological process (GO): regulation of cell migration
Cellular component (GO): extracellular region
Molecular function (GO): hormone activity
Source: RefSeq, a predicted model, not a curated record